Diuraphis noxia (Russian wheat aphid) is the source of this 505-nucleotide messenger RNA. RefSeq names its product ribosomal protein S27 (gene RpS27). Gene Ontology annotation, cellular component: ribosome. The record is from RefSeq and is a predicted model, not a curated record. Lineage: Eukaryota; Metazoa; Arthropoda; Insecta; Hemiptera; Aphididae. Gene Ontology annotation, molecular function: structural constituent of ribosome. Gene Ontology annotation, biological process: translation.
GUGGUUUUCAAAUUCUAUGUGUCAAAAUUAAUUGUAAACAUAUUAGUCCUAUUACACUUAUAUUUGGUGUUAUAGAAUUUAAAUUUUCAUUGUUCUUGAUCUACCUUUUUACUUUACACAUUGAUAAAACUUGAUUCUCUGUUUUUCUAUCAUAUAAAGUCAAAUAAGACAAUAUGCCUUUGGCUAAAGAUUUGCUUCAUCCUACUGCUAUCGAAGAGCGCAGGAAACACAAGUUAAAGCGCCUUGUCCAACACCCAAAUUCUUUUUUUAUGGAUGUCAAAUGCCCUGGAUGUUAUAAAAUUACAACUGUAUUCAGUCACGCUCAGAGCGUAGUUAUAUGCACCGGAUGUUCCACAAUUUUAUGUCAGCCUACCGGAGGACGAGCUAGAUUAACUGAAGGUUGUUCUUUCAGGAAGAAAGCUUACUAAGAUCCUGGCUCCUGUAUUUUAAUGUACAAUAACAAUAUUGAUAUGCGUUGAAUAAAAAAAAACCAUAAAAAAAUUGU